This is a messenger RNA of Henningerozyma blattae CBS 6284, 450 nucleotides long. RefSeq names its product 60S ribosomal protein uL15 (gene RPL28). Gene Ontology annotation, biological process: translation. Bases 1 to 450 code for a protein of 149 amino acids. Gene Ontology annotation, cellular component: cytosolic large ribosomal subunit; ribosome. The record is from RefSeq and is a predicted model, not a curated record. The transcript is spliced from 2 exons. Gene Ontology annotation, molecular function: structural constituent of ribosome. Lineage: Eukaryota; Fungi; Ascomycota; Saccharomycetes; Saccharomycetales; Saccharomycetaceae.
AUGCCUACCAGAUUCACAAAGACUAGAAAGCACAGAGGUCACGUCUCAGCCGGUAAUGGUCGUAUCGGUAAGCACAGAAAGCACCCUGGUGGUAGAGGUAGAGCCGGUGGUCAACACCACCACAGAAUUAACUUGGAUAAAUACCAUCCAGGUUACUUCGGUAAGGUCGGUAUGAGAUACUUCCACAAGCAAAACGCUCAUUUCUGGAAGCCAGUCUUGAACUUGGACAAAUUAUGGACUUUAGUUCCAGAAGAAAAGAGAGAUGAAUACAUGAAAUCCUCUUCUAAAUCUGCCGCCCCAGUUAUUGACACUUUAGCUGCUGGUUACGGUAAGGUUUUAGGUAAGGGUAGAAUUCCAAACGUCCCAGUCAUCGUCAAGGCUAGAUUUGUUUCCAAAUUAGCUGAAGAAAAGAUCAGAGCUGCUGGUGGUGUUGUUGAAUUGAUUGCUUAA